AUGGUGUACGUCGACUGGAAGAAAAUACUACACGGCAUGCCUGCAACAUCGAGCAACUACAGCAAUGAUGAUGAUGACAUUAUGAGGACAACAUUUGAGAUUCAGGAUUUGUUGCAUCGCAUCAUCUCAAAGCUUUCGCACCGUAUGCAUGGUUUGAUAUCGAUUGGCAACUUUGAAUGGGCUUUGAACGAUGCUGCAGCCAUACGAACGCUUGAUCCUUCGUUCUCCGAUGGAUAUCUAUGUGCAGCAGAAGUUUAUCAUCAGCAAGGCGAUAACCAAGCAGCCAUUGAAAUAUGCAAUGAAGGCUUAAAAAUGAUUCAUCCAUCCGAUCCUGUAUAUGCUACUCUGUGCUCAAUGGUUACCAAAUUGCCAACGGAAACGCGAGUCGACUUUAUAUCUUCAUUACCCCUGGACAUCACAAGUCGUAUUGCAUGGAUGAUAUUCACAAAGGGACACCCUACCAAAAAUCGAAAGCAAUAUCCAUGCCUGCAGGUGUCAAAAGUUUGGAACAAACGAUUACUGGAAGCGUAUAACGCACUUGAAUUGCAUGUUGUCAAUAGCAACGGUUUUGACAAAUGGGAGCCGCACAUAGUACGUUACGGGCAUCACAUGACAUCUUUGACCAUUGAUCGGUGUACGUCGCCAUCAUACAAGUUGCUUGAGAAAACAAAGUUUGGUUCAUUGACAACGUUGUCAAUAAAAGAUACACCUCAGGAUAAAGACACCUAUAUGAUGGCAAGGUUACUACGCUCCUUGCAACAAAUGCCAACAACAUUGACAACACUCACGAUCAUUGCUCCGACAAUGUUACCUAUCGCUUCAAUACUCAAUUCAUUGCCCCAUUUGUCGUCAUUGGAAUGCUCUUCAAUUGCAGUAGACCCAAUCAUGUUGCAUUCGGCUUAUCUAAAGAUGGAAACUUUCAAGUUACGCUGCACAAUGUAUGCCGAUUAUGAGACCGCAUCAUGUAUCCUGCCUCGAUUUCCAUUCCUCCGUACUCUUUUAUUUGACGCAAUCACCGACCGAUUUCCAAAGAUCUUGGCACAGCUACCCAAUUGGUGUCGUAGGCUACAGCACAUUAAUUUGGGUGUUGAGCAUAGUGCCAAGCAUCACAUGACACCUGGAGGUGUGACAAUUAUCCUAGCAAUGAAGGAUGCAUCAUGCAGCAGCAGGGACAUCAUCGCGCUCUUAAAACAUUAUGCAGCUGAUCUCGAAAACGUGGCGUUUCAAAUAUCCCUCGAUGACUUUCCAAAGCAUUUUAUCAUGCCUGUUCAAUUCAAACGACUAAAGUGUAUGCAAAUAGCGUAUGGUGAUACACCUAUUACCAAUGAACGCUUGUGUGAGUGGUUGUUACGGCAUGCUCCUUUUCUGAAAGCAAUCCAUGUCCACAGUGCUAGAUCAGCAGGCAUAUCCGUAUUCAAUGCAAUGAUAGGACUGGCUCGGUUAAGAGUUGUGGAAAUUCCAUUCUCGUCGGAUACUAUCAAAGGUCAAGCUUGGUUCUUGAAGCACCAUCAUACAUUGGGUACCAAAUCAAGUCUACGAAACCUCAUCAUCCGAUUUGUUGGUGGCACUUUUAUCACAGGACAUACACUGCAGCGUGUGGCUGGAUUAAAACAUUUGGAACAUUUGUCCAUUGUGGAAGAGAAUGAUUAUGGCGGUGUAUUUCAUCAAACACCAAGGCUCAUGUUUGAGAGUCUCAUUCGUGGAUGCACGUCAUUGACACACCUAACCUUGGAUGCUUUUACGUGGAUUGAUCAAGCAGUCAUUGACGCAGUGGCAAAAUCAAAAAGCCUCAAGCACCUGACGCUCAUGGUGGACGACGUUUCUCAGACAACAAUAUGCCCUUUAAUUUCAUGUCCUCAGCUCAAGACGAUUCAUUUAUCAACUAACAAGUCAAUGGUACCAGCAUCUGAUCCAGCUACUCAAAGAGAAAAGACGCUACGGCUGGUUUUCUCCAAAAGGGCACCAAGAUGA
Molecule: messenger RNA, 1971 nt
Organism: Lichtheimia ornata
Lineage: Eukaryota; Fungi; Mucoromycota; Mucoromycetes; Mucorales; Lichtheimiaceae
Exons: 2
Coding region: 1-1971 (656 amino acids)
Molecular function (GO): protein binding
Source: RefSeq, a predicted model, not a curated record